Molecule: messenger RNA, 834 nt
Organism: Sporothrix brasiliensis 5110
Lineage: Eukaryota; Fungi; Ascomycota; Sordariomycetes; Ophiostomatales; Ophiostomataceae
Product: transcriptional regulator
Exons: 1
Coding region: 1-834 (277 amino acids)
Source: RefSeq, a predicted model, not a curated record
AUGUAUCAAAAGACUGAAUACGCCGAGACCAGCCUGGUCGCCCUGCGCCAGCUCAUCCGCGACAACUCCUUGGGCCAAAUCACCACGGCCAUCGCGGCCGAUGGCUUCCCGUUGAUUCAAAGCACCCACAUCCCCUGGAUCGUCGCCGUCGACGACGAGGCCAGCGAGACCGACAAGGGCCGCCUGCUCGGCCACAUGGCCAAGAGCAACCCGCAGGUCAAGGCCAUGAUCCAGUCCGUCGAGGGCCAGCCGACCGACGUGCCGGGCGUCUCGGUCCUGAAAGACGAGGUGCUGGUCGUCUUCACGUCCAACGUCCAGCAUUACGUGACGCCCAGGUUCUACACCGAGUCCAAACCCACCACCGCCAAGGUCGUCCCCACCUGGAACUACGCCACCGUCCACGUCCGCGGCAAGGCCACCAUCUACGUCGGUGGUGGCCCGCCCGCGGCCGCGUCCACCAAUGCGGCCGCCAACGCCUACCUCGAAAAGCAGCUCGACCUCUUGUCCGAGCACGGCGAGCGGGUCCUCAUGGACUACACCGGCGAGGGCGGCCGCCCGGAGCCCUGGAAGGUCGCCGACGCGCCCACCAACUACCUCGACAUCAUGCGCAAGAGCAUCAUUGGCAUCGAAAUCGAAAUCACCGAGCUCGUCGGCAAGGUCAAGGCGAGCCAGGAGAUGCGCGCCGGCGACCGCGCCGGCGUCAUCAAGGGCUUUGGCCAGCUGGGCACCGACAUUGGCAAGGCCAUGUCGGCCCUGGUCGAUGAGAAGGACAAGGCCAUCACGGCUGCCAAAGCGGCAAAGGCCGCAGGCGGUGCUGCAGCAGGUGCGGCUUGA